Molecule: messenger RNA, 6030 nt
Organism: Vanessa atalanta (red admiral)
Lineage: Eukaryota; Metazoa; Arthropoda; Insecta; Lepidoptera; Nymphalidae
Gene: TppII
Product: tripeptidyl-peptidase 2
Exons: 26
Coding region: 26-3796 (1256 amino acids)
Biological process (GO): proteolysis
Cellular component (GO): cytosol
Molecular function (GO): serine-type endopeptidase activity; tripeptidyl-peptidase activity
Source: RefSeq, a predicted model, not a curated record
UCGACAUGGUAUACGGUCAUCAAAAAUGGCAGACGUACCGAUCGAUUGUGAUUUCCCUGUUUGGGGAUUAUUACCUAAAAAAGAAACAGGGGUGGUUUCAUUCUUAACAAAAUACCCAAAAUACGAUGGCAGAAACACGGUUAUUGCUAUUCUUGAUUCGGGCGUCGACCCGGCAGCGGCAGGGCUUAAGGUGACCAGUACUGGAGAGACAAAGGUAAUAGAAAGAUUUGACUGCAGCGGUUGCGGGGAUGUGGAUACUAGCACAGUCAUUCGAAAGGUCGUUGAUGGAUGUAUUACCGGCACCACGGGUCGCAAGCUGAAAAUUCCAGAAUCAUGGAAUAAUCCUACAGGGGAAUGGAGAAUAGGUGUCCUGUAUCCAUUUAGUUUAUAUCCUACAAAAGUUAAGGAACGCUUGCAAGAUCAUAGAAAGGAACAUCUGUGGGAUGUAGGUUAUAAACCUGCGUUAGCUGAGGCUACGAAACAGUUACAAGACUUUGAAGAUGAAAAUGCAUCAAAAACAAAUCUUAGUCAAGAUGAAAAAACGCAAAAAGAAGAAUUAGAGGCAAGAGUAGAAGUAUUAAAGGAGCUGGAGAAGAAAUAUAAUGAUGUAGGACCCACCUAUGACUGUGUACUGUUUCAUGAUGGUACUGUUUGGAGAGCAUGCAUUGAUACCUCUGAGACAGGGGAUUUAUCGUCUGGACCAUUUUUGGGGGAGUACAGUGUCACACAAGAGCACUCACAUCUCACUCCAUUGGAUGAAAUGACUGUUAGUAUUAAUGUACACGAUGAGGGAAAUACACUUGAAGUUGUUGGGAUGUGCUCGACUCAUGGAACCCAUGUAGCAGCAAUAGCAGCAGGUUACUUUCCUGAUGAACCAGACAAAAAUGGAGUGGCUCCCGGUGCUAAAAUUAUCUCACUUACGAUCGGUGACAGUAGGCUGGGUUCCAUGGAGACCGGAACGGCACUAGUGAGGGCAUGUAUAAAAGUUAUGGAAUUGUCCAAAAAGAUGAAAGUAGACGUCAUCAAUAUGAGUUACGGUGAACAUGCCCAUUGGUCUAAUGCUGGACGCGUCGGCUCCGUGAUCAGCUCAGUGGUCAAUCGCUACGGCGUGUCGUGGGUGGUGUCGGCCGGCAACCACGGACCCGCACUCGCCACCGUCGGGGCGCCGCCCGACAUCGCGCAGCCCAUACUCAUCGGCGUGGGCGCGUACGUGUCGUCGGAGAUGAUGCUGGCGGCGUACUCCAUGCGCGCGCAGGGCGCGCCGGGCGCCUUCAGCUGGAGCUCGCGCGGGCCGUGCGCCGACGGCGCCGCCGGGCUGGCCGUGUGCGCGCCGGGCGGGGCCGUCGCCUCCGUCGCCAGAUUCACAUUACGCAAUUCUCAAUUGAUGAAUGGAACGUCCAUGGCAGCGCCUCACGUCGCUGGAGCUGUCGCGGCGCUCAUAUCCGGCCUGAAGGACCGUCAACUACCGUAUUCGCCGUACUCUAUAAAACGCGCGUUGGAGAAUUCGGCGACGUUCCUGCCGCACGUGGAGCCCUGGGCGCAGGGCUGCGGACUGUUGCACAUUGAGAAGGCUUUCGAAAUUCUCACCACCUACCAUGAUCAACCAGAACGAGAUGUUACUUUCAAUAUCAAGUGCGGUAACAACAAUUCAAAGGGUAUUUUCCUGAGACCGAAGAUGGAGGACGUAUCCAAAGAUAUCGGCAUUACAGUUGAACCACAGUUCUUAGAAAACCAUCUAGACGAGGAAAACAAGUCCGUGAUCCCCAAGCAGAUCGCGUUCAGCGUGCGCCUCGCGCUCGUGUGCCGCGCCGCCUGGGUGUCGCACCCCGCGCACCUCGAGCUCAUGAACGCGCCGCGCCCGCUCACCGCGCGCCUCGCCACCGCCGCCCUGCCGCCCGGCCCGCACCACGCCAGUAUCGACGCGUACGACGUAACCUGCAUCGAAAAGGGUCCCGUGUUCCGGAUCCCCAUCACGGUUCUGCAGCCGCAGUCCCUGGACAAUUCGCCCUCGAGCGCGCCGCAGAUAGACGAGAAGGACGUCCUGUUCCAGCCCUCCACCAUCAAGCGACACAUCGUCGUCGUGCCGCUGGAGGCGACGUGGGGCGUGGUGCGCAUCCACCGGCGCGGCGGGGAGAGCUGCGCGCGCUUCCUCGUGCACGCCAUGCAGCUGGCGCCGCGCCGCUCGUGCCGCGCGCACGACACGCACCGCCUGCUGGCGCUCGCGCCGCACGCGCCCGCCGUCGCGCCCUUCCGCCUGCUCGGCGGUGUGACGCUCGAGGUGGUCAUCGCCAAGUACUGGGCGAACAUCGGCGACGUGACCGUCGACUACAGCAUCGAGUUCCACGGCCUGAAGCCGGACUUCGGCACCAAGCUGACGCUGUCGGGCGCGUCGCUGGGCGCCGUCACGCUGCGCGCGCUGCGCCCGCAGGACGUGCAGCCCUGCGCCACGCUCAAGCACGUCGAGCACGUUUACAGGCCGGCUGAGUCGAAGCUGGCGCCGCUUACGUCACGCGACAUUUUGCCGCCCUCGCGUCAGAUCUACCAGCUGAUCAACACUUACACCUUCCACAUACCCAAGGCGACCGAAGUAUCCCCGAUAGUGCCGAUGCUGUGCGAUAUGCUGUACGAGUCCGAGUUCGAGUCGCAGAUGUGGAUGUUGUACAACAGCUCCAAGCAACUCAUGGCCGUCGGUGACGCUUACCCCACCAAGUACUCGGCCAAGGUGGAGAAGGGCGAGUACACGCUGCGGCUGUCGGUGCGGCACGAGUCGCGCGCGCUGCUGGAGCGCCUCGCCGAGCUGCCCGUCGCGCUGCAGCAGCGCCUCGCGCAGCCGCUGCCGCUCGACGCCUACGCCGAGCAGGCGCAGGCACUGACCGGCGGCAAGAAGUUCACAGCCGCCUCGUUGGCUAGCGGAGACCUACUACCUCUCUACUUCACACCCGUGCCUUCCGACAAGGUGUCCCGCUCGAGCUGCUCGGGCGCGACGCUGACGGGCAGCGUGUCGUUCGCCAAGGACGAGCUCGGGCACAAGGCGGACAGCUACCCGCUGUCGCUGCAGCCGUGCGAGGCGCCGCGCCGCCCGCGCGAGCGCGCCCGCGAGGACUACGCCGACGCGCUCAAGGACUUCGCCUGCGCCUGGCUCGCCAAGCUCGAGGGCGAGAAGCUAGAGCAAGUGUACGAGGAGCUGCUGGAGAAGUUCCCGGGAUACCUCGGUGCUCACAUCGCCUACUUGAACGCGAUCGACCCGCCGACUGAUCCCAAGAAAUUACCGAGUAUUAAUGAAGAACCAGACGUGACGACGGCCUGGUGCGAACAAUUGAUAGCAAUAGCUGAUAAGGUUAUAAAACAAAUCGACCAAGAUAAGUUACUGGCGUAUUUAGGUAUGAAGAAUGACUCACGUAGUGAUGCUAGCAAAAUAAAGCAGGAGCGCGAGCGGCAGAAGAGCCAGAUGGUGGAGGCGCUGUGCCGGCGCGGCGCCGCGCUGUGCCGCCUGCGCGCGCUGGCCGCCGGCAGCGACAAGCUGGCCGACGCGCUCGCGCACAACAUGCACGACCUGCUCAAGUACACCGACCUCGCCGACGCCAAGACGCUGCACUACGGCGUGUGGCACAGCGUGGCGGUGGGGCAGUGGGGCCGCGCGGCGCGCCUGCUGCUGCGCCUGCUGGAGGAGCGGCCGGCGCGGGAGGCCGAGGAGCGCCUGGCCGGGCUGGCGCUGAAGCUGGGCUGGAGCUUCCUCGCCGAGCACACGAGCCGCCAGCUGCCGCAGCGCUACCCCGCGCACUACCGCCCCUUCUGAUCGCACCCGCCCGCACUGCCGUACCGCACUAGCCUUUUGCGGAACCGUCCUCGUCCCCUCCGACGCAUAGUGAUCGCAUAGUAUCUUCGAUGAGCUAGACGAGAACGCUAAUGCCUCCCAAACCCUACUGAUAGUGUACCCCCUUUACUUAUAUCGCAGUACCAUCCCCUAGUUAAAUUAAAUUCAUUUUGUCUAUUCGAAAAGUUAUAUAAAUUUUCACACAAAUUGCCAAUACAGCGCUCAACCUUGAUUGAUAAAACUCUUUCUUAUUUAUUUUGACGCUUCAGAACUGUAUGCUAUAUAUUUUAAUUCACUUUUACCAUACUAGGUAAAAUUACCUCAACUUUAUGAAUAAUGAAAUUAUACAAUUUAGAAAUGAAUCAAAUUAUUAACCAAUUAAAAAGUUGAGAACAUUCUCCCCUCAUUACAUAUUACAUCAGUUUAAAAAUUUAAAAUCAAUCAAUGAAUGAAAUGAAUUAAUACAUUUCACGAGAUUCAGGUGUCUUCCUUAAAUUCUAAGAGGCAAAUUUUAAUAAAGGAAAUCCGUAUUUAAUUAAUUCCGAAUAUACAUUUAAAAUGCAUUUUACCUACAAGGCAACGAAUUUUUAUAUCAAGAGUAAUUCAUAAUGUGUAAUCUGUGUCAAUUUUGACAGCUUAAAAAUAGGUUCUUUUAUAUGUUGACAUAGGGUGCUCAGCGUGUGCUCAAACACUAGAUCAAUACUUUUAUUAUUUUAUUUUUUUAUUUUAAUAGGUGAUAAAUAAUAAAUGAAUUAACGACGUCAGUAUAGUUUUGAUACUUGAACAUGUAUAGCGGUUGUAUUUAAUCUAUUAUGGCUUGAGCUUUUUAUGACGAUUUCGAAAUAGUCUUAUCUCAAAAGUCCUUGAAAGUAUUAUAAUUAUGCUAAAUUACAUUUCAAGUAUCAAAGGCAACUGUUAAAGCAAUACAGCACAUAAUAUUAUAUGGUAUAUUAUAAUAGAAUAUCUACACUUUAAAUAAACGGUAUAAACAUAGUGUAAGAACAAAUACGAACGUCUUCGUUUAAUAAAGUGAUAUAUUCAAUAAAAUUUAAAAUAUGUUCAUAAAAUACUCUUUAAAUAUAUACAGGUUAUUAGUAAAAGUGUUCUGAUAUGUAUUUAAAUUAACACACGUAAUGUAUGAAGUACAUGUCACUUACAUGGGUUACUUUAAAAUAUCACUAUGCAAAUGUCACCAUAGAAAUCGUUUUCCUUAAUUAUUAAUAACUUUAUUAAAGUAGCCUGGAACAUUUAUGCACAACAUUGUCCAAUUAUUAUUAAUUAUGUAAUUCCAAUAUAUUGGAACCUCUUUGUGCAUCAAUCACGCUAAAACUACUUAACGUAUCGUAUUAGUGACCAUAGAAUCGGGCGGGAUGUACUUAUUUUGUGUAAAUUACCGAUAAAAUUUAUAUUUACAUAAGUUGAAAGUCGCAUAUUAACAGAGCUCCAUAAAUCAUAUUGGUUCUUAAAUACAAUUUCUUAAAUGCAAAAGAUACAUUUGAAUAAAACAUCAAAUUUAGUAUUUUCUUUCUUAUAUACAAAUCUUAUUGUAAUUUGUAGAUAUUCUAUCGCAAUGUACUACACUAAUAGUAUUUGGUAUAGAUGUUACAGAUAAAUAUUUUGUUAAGCUGAGUCGACCGACUGAACACGUUUUUUUAUAUACAUAGUUUAUAGUUAAAGCGAAUCUUUAACGUUAAUAAAUUCUAGUAUAUUAUAGAACUUUCUAGGAAAUUAAUGAGCUGAAGCAAUAAGUACAGGCCAAGGUAAUUAGAUAACUGAAAUUAUGUAAGGAAGUCCGAUAUCAUUGUAACUUUUUUUUUAAUAUGUACCUUGAAAGUGACGAAAAAGGUUUUGAUAUUAAACCUUUGGACGCGAUAGGAUUAAUUCGAUGUUCGAAUUUAUGUGUAACGCCGGAUGGAAACGAUUUCGACGAAAAAAAAACAUUUUCUAUGAAGUUGUUUAAUUAUCUUGGAAAAUUCGAUUUAAAAAUAAAGGGCAUUAGAAUUUAGCGUAGUCUUAUUUUUUUAUAUCGACUAGUUAUAGUGGCGUAUGCAUGUUUAGCGAAAUUUGAUCGUUCCGUGUGCGGCAGAAAGUCCAUAUCGGUGUGCCGGGUGUCGGUCGGUCGAGCUUCCCGCGAGCUGGUCACGCCGAGCUACGUGAUCAUGUUUAGAUGAUUUAAAUGAAUUGUUAAUUAAGAUAAUAAAUAUUUGUGACAAUUU